GUAAUCAUUCGAAUUCCAGUUAGUAAUGCCAGAGAGCCCUUACUUAAUCCAUCAAGUUGGAUUGUCAAGGCACCGUUCGUACUCCACCGAGCCGUCGACACGAAGCCGUAGAGUGUAGAGUCGGUCUCCACCAUGAGGAUUCAAAGGAUUACCUCAAAGGCCCCGACGGAGUUAGCUAGGGUAACAUCCGCAGGUCCAGCGGUGCCCCUCGCACCGGUCGUCUCGACGCGAAAGGCCGAGCAGGCCGCAGGUCUGAUGCACCCCUCGAGGAAGUCACUGGCGCGGCGUCGAGUCGCAAGCGGGGUGCCCCUCGCGACACAUAAGAAGUAUUCGCAUUCCUCGAUUCUCGGUUGUCUACCAUCUUCCCAAGCAAUAUCCGUAUCCGCCGUGACGAGAUAGAAAACGCCCAGAUCAGAUCGCAUAUCCUCGCCGUGCUACCCACCACCUGUCACCUUAUACCAUGGCUUUAGCGAGUCCGACUUCCAUUCUCUUCUCGGGGGGAACCAUUAUCGCAUUCGACGAACAAGCCGAAUCGCUAAGGGUUAUUCGCAAUGGCUCGCUACUAGUUACCGGGGACCGCAUCGCGGAGGUCUAUGAUACAGCACACCCGGCCGAGCUUCCUGAGGGCACGGAGGUUAUUGACUGUAUACACAAGAUCAUCUCUCCCGGCUUCGUAGACACGCAUCGCCAUGGCUGGCAGACGGCUCAGAAGACGCUCGCCUCCACCAGUAGCAUGCCUGAAUAUGUGUCUGCAUUCGCCGGCAGCACCCCCUCCGAAAUCUACACAGCCGAAGACGUGUACAUCGGGCAACUUGCGGGCCUGCUCGAGGCCCUCAACGCCGGCGUAACCACGUCGCUCGAUCACGCGCACCACACAUGGUCGAGCGAGACCGCGGAAGCCGGUCUUCGGGCCUCGGUCGACAGCGGCGCCAGGGUCUACUGGAGCCCUGCCUUCUCCGCCGCGCCAGGCUACCCCCUCUCGGAACAGAUCGACAAUUUCAAGAAGUGGGCAAAGGAAAAUUCGACGUCCGACAACCGGGUUACGCUCGGUGUCGCGUAUGAUGGCUGGUACCUCUCGCCGCCCGAAGACACUGAGGCAGUGAUUGCCCUGACCAAGGAACUUAAAGUCCCGGUACUUACGACGCAUUUUUUGGGAGGUCCCUGGACGGGUGAUCAUUCACCGGAGCUUCUUCAUCCUUUGGGUGUUCUCGACACGGACAUGGCCGUCGUCUUUUCACACGCGAUGGGCAUCACGCCGGCGGGAGCGAGGCUGCUCCAAUCGACGAAUCAGUAUAUCUCUGUCACACCCGAGUCAGAGAUGCAUUACGGGUUGUCACACCCGAAUUCUCACCAGAUCCUGGAUCAGGCCUCUCUCGGCGUCGACACGUUCCAGGCCUUCUCGACGGACCUGCUGACGCAGGCACGGAUUUGGCUCCAGCGCACCCGCUCCCGGCUCUACGACAAAGUCCUCGAGCAGUGGCGGAUCCCGACUAACAGCCCCAUGUCCGUGAACCAGGCCUUCCUCCUAGCCACGCGGCAGGGUGGCCUCGCGCUCCGGCGUCCCGACCUAGGCGUGAUCCGCGUCGGCGCGAAGGCGGACCUCGUCGUGUUCGACGGGCGCUCGCCGGGGAUGCUCGGGUGGCGCGACCCAGUCGCGGCAGUGAUCCUGCACGCGAACGUCGGCGACAUCACGCACGUCGUCGUGGACGGCCGGUUCCAGAAGCGCGACGGCAAGCUGACCUUCGCGGACUACGACGCGGUCGCCGAGCGCCUCCUCGCCAGCGCUGCGAGGAUCCAGCGCGCGCUCAUCGAACGGCCCGAGCCUAUAUUCGAGGGCCGCUUCUGGGGCGGCUGCGAGUACGGCCGUGCCCUCGAGGUUGAUGCUUCGCGGGGGACGGGAACAGGGUACGGCGAGAAGUUCCUCAAGUAGAAGCGGAAAAGAAGGAAGCCAGGGAGAGAGGGGGAAAAAAAAAAGUCGACAAGGUGACAGACACGGUGGAGAGAGAGAGUGCGUGCGGUAAUAUCUCGUACAUACAUACGGCUAGGAUGGUCGAUCGAUCAUGAACCCCCCUAGAAACACGUGGUGGACCCGCCGAAGAAAAACAAGAGAAGAUUGGGAUCUAAAUUACCCAUCACGUUGGGCUCGUGUCACUACGUGGUGGUCUCCGCUGGGUAAUCUCGUUGCCUGCCUCUGAAACACGCGGCAUAUACAACUUCGCCCAGGUUACGACUAGGUAUACGCGUUGUAUUCCCAUCUCAUCUGCAAGCAGUUUGCCGCAUCGGGAAUUCCAACGUCGUAUAUGUGAUGGCAGCCAAGUAGGGAGCGCGGGAAGGUAAGCUGCGGAGAGACAGUGAGAAAACGGAGAGGUCAGAAAGAAAGGGGUAAUUUAUUCUCGCUUGUUAGCUCGUAAGCAUUCGCUUGGGUAUUAGUAAAUUUAGUCAGCUAUCCAUCUCUCUCCUCUCUCUCUCUCUCUCUCUCUCUCCCUUUUCACGUGUAAAUAUGUCGUAGGUAUGCACGUAGCGUAUGUAUGCAUGCCCGCGUU
Messenger RNA from Durotheca rogersii, 2543 nucleotides. Its product is annotated as Metallo-dependent hydrolase. The transcript is spliced from 3 exons. Lineage: Eukaryota; Fungi; Ascomycota; Sordariomycetes; Xylariales; Xylariaceae. Bases 461 to 1930 code for a protein of 489 amino acids. Gene Ontology annotation, molecular function: hydrolase activity, acting on carbon-nitrogen (but not peptide) bonds. The record is from RefSeq and is a predicted model, not a curated record.